This is a messenger RNA of Botrytis porri, 2853 nucleotides long. RefSeq lists its product as uncharacterized. The transcript has a single exon. Lineage: Eukaryota; Fungi; Ascomycota; Leotiomycetes; Helotiales; Sclerotiniaceae. The record is from RefSeq and is a predicted model, not a curated record. The coding region runs from base 1 to 2853 and encodes 950 amino acids.
AUGGAUAGAAACCAAGCUGACGGAGAUUUAAAUGAACAGGGCGAGAAUGAGGGCGAAUAUGAGCAAAGAGGACGUUCACAAACACCAAGAGCUAGAACUCUAUCGCCUGUCUCAGUCGCCACAGACAUUCCAUCUAAUGGGACGUUUACACCAGAUUCAACAUCAGUACCAACACCUCCUCUCGAAGCACUCAAUCUCAACCCCAACCUUGAACCAAACCUAACUCUAGCUCAUAUCACUUCUCUCCCGCAAACCACUAUCCUCGACUAUAUAUCUGCAUACCGUCUUGCGCGACAACGCUCACUCGAAAAAUACGUUCAUCCACUACUUGAUCCUUCCCAAACAGUUGCGCCGGAAUUUCCAAACCAUAUUUUGAACGACGCGGACGAUAACUCAGAUCUCAAUUCCUCAUCGACAUCCACACCAUGGUCGAUGCCGGCACUAGUAACAGGUCCCGAACAAAGCCGUCUUCAACGAAGCCACUCUCAAAACUUCCCAGGACAAUCCAUCAGUCCCCAUUGGCGACACCACCCAGCAGCUCUAAGCCCAAGCCCAACAACAUGGCGACCAGGAUCAGGAUUACCUUUUCCACCACCAUACGAAACUCGGGUAAACGGCGAUGAUAGGCCUAUCACUCUAACAGAAGGUCAAGAUAAUGUGGCUAGAAAUAGAAGAGACCGGGAAAUCUCACCCCGAGCUCACAGAAUCGACCCAUCGUCUAUCGUCGAGCUCGAGAACGAAGAACCGAUUGAUGUAGAUUCAGAAAGCGUUCUCCAGGUUCGGAUUCAAGUCCAAAGUCAGCGACUUCGUCAAGCUAGUCCUGUAUCGCGUGAUAGAAUACGUGGUGUUCUGACGCGUUUGGUGAUUCGGAGACUUGAGGAUCAGGCGCGGGAAGAAGGGAGAAAUUUCAAUACAGAGAAUCACAUUGAAGCUGGCAAUGUCUGGACAUCUCAGACCGCUGAUUCGAGACCCAGAGAUCUAAGUUCUGCAAAUACCGUUUCAAGACCACCAGUUCUUACAUUUAAUCAAGACGGUACUAUUUCGCUGCCUCAAGACCGGGUACUUCUCAAUCCUUUGAACAAUACAGAUUCGUCAGUUCAUGAGCGCAUUGAUGCAGACACUGGAGCUAGAAGAGAACGAAGAGAAUUAGCUUCUGCAUCUCCAGAAGUGACAUCCGUGGUUGAAGCACAAGAUAUUUAUCCUUCUGUUGAGGGUCUACUUAUUGAUUUAGAGUCACAAGUUCGUGGGAUGCGAAAUCAAAUUUUGGGCACUGAUUUGACGAGACCCGAGAUCCUGUCGGGUGGAGGAGUCAAUUUCGGAAUGGAACAGUCUGGGGUAGAAAUCGAUCUCGACACGAUUUUGACAAGACCACCAUCACAACCAAGCUAUGUCGAAGAUGUUGAGGAUGCCGAACCAUCAAUGGCCGAACAACUCGCCGCAUAUCAAAUCUCACGAAAUCAUCCCAAUCCCGAGUCAUCCAAUACAAAUCGUAAUACCCCACGAGCCAUCUCACCGCACGAUAAUAGCGAACUCCCAGAUCUCUCUCAAAUCCUAACCGGAUACCAAGACGAUCUCUCACGCAUCACUACGCGGAUCCAACUCGCUAGACGUAGAGCCGAGCUGCAACUUGCCGAAAGGAGGAUCCGUGCUGCGCUUCCGAUAGAAAGUAGAGAUAUAUCACCAUACAAUCUAGAAAAUCCACAUACGCUCACGCGCGCACCGCGUUUACGACCUAGUACCAGUUUUGAGGAUCUGCGUUUGGAGCGACAACUCGCUGCGCUUUCUCCUGCGUCUGCACGAAAUACUAUUCCCGCUCAUCGACGCACUCUCUUCUCCCGUGCGCAGAGAGAAUCAAAUACUGCGACUGUCCGCCGAGCAGAAAUGCUUCAAAGACCUGCUAUCACUGCCUUCGAUCAUCUAGGCAAAUGGCAGCUAUAUCUCGAAAACGCAGCUACGAGAAUUGAUUCCCAUGUUCCAGAAGAAUGGUGUUCUCGGAUUGGAAAAUAUACAUUAAUCCCCUCUUCUUCUAGCACCAAUUCCAUCGAAGAUGUAAGUGGCAUGUCCCGAUCCGAUGAGGAGAUCCUCGCUGCGUAUUCUGCGAAUACAUCGUAUGGUUUCCGGGAGAUUAUGAGAAUGGUGAGAGAGGAUGGAUUGGGUGCGAGAGAGGCAUGGCAUUAUGUAUUAUUGUGGAGAGAUUACUUGUCCGAGUCGCCGAUUGAUGAGUAUCAUGAGAUGCUGGGGUGCUGUCCGAUGGAUGUUUUCAUGCAUGUGGUGAUUCAGGGAUUGAAUCGGGGGUUUGGGGAUUGGAAAAUGAGCGAGAAGUGUAAGAGAGAGUGUAAUAGGUAUCUGCUUACCAGAACGAGUUAUUAUCCUUUUCCGUCUGCUGAAACGAUUGAUGUGGCUAGAACUUUCGGAGAUGUAACGCCGGAGUCACUUCGAGAAUAUUUCGAUUCGGAUAUCAGUUUUCUGGAUGAAGAAUGGGAUAUGCUAGCCACGUUAAAAAAUGAAGGAUAUGCUACAGCACGUAUUCUUCACCUAGCGAAGAAUAUUGCUAGAGGAAUCGCCAAGCUGGAAACCAUCGAUCUCAAACCACCAUAUGAUGAGUCGAAUAAUGCUCAACGCAAGGAUAUGUUCCAUAGAUUGAAGUUGGAAGAAAUAGCACUUGCAGGUCAGUGUGGGAUGCUGAGUGCACGGGAGCAUCAGGCACUCUCGGCGGAUGAAUCGAGUGCUGAACAUGUGCUUGUGGAGUAUAUGUUGAAAUGGGAGUUGGUGCCCGACGAACGAGAUCGGAUGUUUCAAGCGUUUGAUGGAGGGGCUCCGUUAGAGAGUCUUAUGAGUUCGAGACGGAGAUGA